UGCCUGUGUUCCGGAGUGAAGACUGGCUCUACCGCAGUGGAAAAUGUCCGCUGCACCGCCUGUCACAGACCGGCAUGUUUGUAACCGACAUGAACGUGAGGAGCCCCCGGCGCUGAACCGGAGAGGAGGCGGACACGCUGCUCCACGACAGACCGCCCCACACCUCCAGCGUCACCGGGCCGAUGGCAGCGAGACCCGACCUGGACCACCCAUUGAUCCCAGUGCCGGGUGGCCCCAUGUGGAAGACCCCACCACCAGAGAGCCUCUGCUGGAUGACUGUGAGCGGAUGGGGACUUUGUUUGGGAUGCUCAACAAGUGCCUGCGAGCGAUGGGCUUCAGCCAGAUGUACUUUGGAGACAAGAUAGUGGAGCCGGUAUUGAUUGUGUUCUUCUGGCUGCUGCUCUGGUUCCUGGGUAUUCAGGCCCUGGGACUGGUGGGAACUCUGUGCAUCAUCAUCAUCUACAUCCAGAAGUAAUGAGAGCCGACAAUAGGCUAAGCCUGCUGUUUUCUUUGGUUAAUACUUACACAUGCAGGACUGUAAUAGCAACGGAUGUCAUGACGGAAUAUUAGGUGGAUUUAUGGUUUUUAGGGGGGGGGGGGGGGCUAUACUGCUCUGUAGUGAUAGAGACAGACAGACCUUAGCUGCUUUCUGGAAAUGCUGUAAAGCUUGUUGAGUCAGGAUUCUUCAGGAUUGUCUGGUCUGGAGCGUCUCCAGCCUCAGUAGAAAGCAGGCGAGCUGUCCUGCUGCCGCUGCUGAUGUGACAUAAUGUUAUCGAUCCUGUGAUUUAAAGGAACGGAAACACAUGGUGGGGAAAUGCUUUGUUUCUGUUUGAGUCAGAGGCCAAGAGUGCCUGUGCUCAGGAGAUCAAGCUGCACACAUCUGUGUGGAGUCUAACACUUUGCUGUCAUACACUGUGAAUGUGGCUUGCAGGGACAGCAGUAAUAUGACUUCAAUCACUAAGCGUCAGAAACGGUGUCUGGAAGUAAGCUGACACAGAAUGCAUAAUAUGUUCUUGCGAAACCUUUUUUGCUGUAAAAUGUUUACUCAGUUCUCCAAGCGCUCUCUAACAGUCUGUCACAAAGUCAUAUCUUUAAAUAACUUUUGAAUAUCUUCUGUCCCAGCAUUCACUGGGGAAGUAUUAAUUGGCCUGUGGUCCAAACUUACUUGUGCUAUGUAUGCACACUGUAUUCUGAUGAAUGGAAAAGUGGAACUAUUCUUAUUGCCCUGAAAUUGCACAUGUCUACUAGAUACAAGUAGAAGUCUUCUCAAGGGAGUAGUCAGAAGUGUGAAGAAUGUAAAUAUGCCUUUCUCAAAGUCAUGGAAAGGUUUGAAAUUGGUAAAAUGGAUAAAACUUAAAACUGGGAUUUGUUUUGGAAAUGUGUUCAACAACAGAUCAAAUAUUCUCAUGCCAAUUCAACUGUGGAUUGACAGAGUACAUUUUUAUACUGGGUGAAACUUACAGUAAAGUACAGUUUGCUUUGUCUUCCAGUUAGUCUCACUGGUGUUCAGCUGAGGGACUUUACAGUGUUAAUGUUUGCAUAGAGCUGGUCAGGUAAACUGAUGAUGUCAAGAUAAGCAUAUCACCCUGGAUGUUUCUUAGGGCUUUGGUUACAUUGCAAAAUGCUGUGUAUAUGCAAUAUGUAUUUUUAGUCUGCAUGACAUUUAGGUUAACUCGACCUAUCAGCCUGCUUUAUUUAAGGGGAUUAACUCUAAGGGCCCUAACUACCUGGAACAGGGCAGUGCUGAGUGAAAUGCAAAUGUGCUCACCUCCAUCUAAGCACCCAUGGGUGUGCUGGUCUUAAAAUGAGGUGUGGUCAGACACAUUUUUGGUGCAUGAUAUCUUGAGGCAGUGGGAAGAGACAGUGGUGCAGAAUUUCACUUUUAUUUGAAUGCUCAUUAUCAGAUAGGGAUAGGCUUUUACAAAAGCAGAUGCACAACUAGUGCACACUCAGCUUGUUGCACACACACACACACCACCCCACACAAACACACGCAUACGCAUGAUCUCUUUUAUCGGCAGAGAAAUGUUCUGAAAGGUCCACCAUCUUAAUAUGAAUCCAUCAAGGAGCCUGCUCACCUGGCCUAUGAAGGGAUUGGGAGCUGGUGCUCUAAUUGGUGUGCUGAAUAUUCCUCCGAAAAAACACACCCAUUCUUAAAGGAGUAGUUCACCCAAAACACUUUUGGAUUUUCAGGGGUAAACAGCGUCGCAGGUCUUUUAGGUGAACUAUGCCUUUAAGAGACUAUAAAUACACACCUUUGGAACCAUGAGCCUGGUGCAGUGACAAUAUUUCCUGCAAUUAAGCAAACAGAAAUGGAUUUAAAUGAAAACUAAAUGCGUUCUUUCCCAUGAGUUUAUAUAAUUUUAAUAGAACCCUGAAUGCCUUUUCAAAUGCCCUGGGCAAGAUGAUGAACCUCAAAUUGCCAUCAAUGUGGUUGUGGGAUGAAUAAGUUAUAUAUCUAAGUAUAGACGUACUGCAUGAAUGUGUGUGUCAGUAGGUGAAUGUGGCUCAAUGAGUUAAGUCCUCUGAGUGGUUUUUAAGACUAGAAGAGACAUUUAGCGUCAAGCCCAGACUCCUGCAGUGCCCCCCACAGGGUCACCUGGGUUACACGGCCAUAAGCCUCCUGCAAGUUUACCAAACACAUGUUGUCUGGAUGAUCAAACUCCCAUAAUCCCCUUAGCACUCCUAAAGGUUAAAGAGCUGGUCAAGUGUUCAACAGUCAGGAUGGAAUGUGCACUGUUCCUCCUGAAUCUAGAGUUUGACAAUCAGUCUGAGCCUCCUCUCCAGCAUCCAGUCACAGAAAGACCAACCCAAAUGUUUAGUGUUCUGUGGGACGUGUUGCUGGAUGGAUGAUUGUUCUUUAAGUCAUGCUUGACUCCACAGUUGCUAACAUGACCACUAUCGUUUAUGAGCCAUAAGCAAGUGUACAAGUUCCCUCAACAAGAUCUGCUGAAGUCACCACGAGGAGUCAACACUUUACUGCUCUGAUUAAAUGCAUUCACAUUAAGCAUAUCUUAAAAAUAUUUGACGCAUCAUUUCUCCCCAAAACUGUUCACUAUUAAUGGUUGCGUAUGAAUGUAGAUGAAUUGUGACAGGACAUUAAAUACAUAACAGUGUGGGAACACGUGGAGCUGGAUGUUGGUAGGGUUGGACCUUUAAUUGUAAUGAUGGUCUCAGGUAGUUUUAUACCGUUAAUCACAUUUCACUCUUCUGUUGUUUUUGUAUAUUGUGUUGACAUCUUAAAAUGUGCAGGCGUCCAUGUGAACUGAUCACACACUGUAGUCAUCUCACUGAUUCUAAAUGUAACUGCUGAGCUUGGGGGAAGCAUUACCACUCGCUCACUGAAACUCAUGCUGCAUCUACCCCACUAAGAAAAAUCAUUCUUGUUAUCAUAAUUAUUUGUUUAUAAGGCAUCUGUACUGAGAGUUUAAUGUGCUAAAGAAAUGUGGAAUUUAAGUGUUUGGCACUUUGUAUGAUUAAAAGUUAGCGUUCCUAAAAAUGUU
Pleuronectes platessa (European plaice) is the source of this 3503-nucleotide messenger RNA. It is a transcript of the gene fam241a, whose product is annotated as family with sequence similarity 241 member A. Gene Ontology annotation, cellular component: intracellular membrane-bounded organelle. The record is from RefSeq and is a predicted model, not a curated record. Lineage: Eukaryota; Metazoa; Chordata; Actinopteri; Pleuronectiformes; Pleuronectidae. The transcript has 2 exons. Bases 44 to 475 code for a protein of 143 amino acids.